AUGGAAGAUCACAGAUUCACUGAUACUAUUCUUCGAACGACAAAUGUUCAAUCAGCUAUUCAGCGAUUCGAAAAAAGGGCUCCGGCUCCGCCACCGCCGUUCAGAGAGCCCUUGGAACCCUCUCUGGAAGCCCCAUUAUACGUAAACACGAAUAUCGUAUAUCCGGUCGAAGAAAACUCCUUCUUCCCUCAAAUCACACCGCCCAGAGAGCACGUGACGUAUGGAGCCACGAAUGAAGGGUUUAUGGACCCACCUAUGGAGAAUAUGACUUUAAACCGUUUCGAGACUGGUUUCAAACCGUCCAAUUUUGGAAAAACCAUCCAAGGGAUCUAUAACUCUACGGAGCACCCCCAGCAGCAGUCGCCUGUGCCACCAAGUCUGGCGGUUAAUCUGAACGUCAUGUCACCCGAAAUGUCACCGCCAAAGCCGGCGGAACGGAGGAAGUUUACGGCUAAACCGAUUGAAGAUAACAGUAUGGAUUUCACAACGUUCGGAUCAGAUGUCGAGAAGCUGGAUCCGGAAGUGAUCUUCACAAAACAAGAGCGCAUCGGUCGCGGCUCUUUCGGUGAGGUGUACAAAGGGAUCGACAAUCGUACGGGCCGUGUCGUCGCCAUAAAAAUAAUCGAUCUCGAGCAGGCGGAAGACGAAAUCGAGGAUAUUCAACAAGAGAUUCAAGUGCUCAGUCAAUGCGAUUCACAGUAUGUGACAAAGUAUUUUGGCAGUUUUUUGAAGGGCUCAAAACUAUGGAUUAUAAUGGAAUAUCUGGGCGGUGGAUCGGCGCUCGAUCUGACGAAAAGCGGAAAACUCGAUGAGAGUCAUAUUGCUGUAAUACUUCGAGAAAUACUCAAAGGAUUAGAGUAUUUGCAUAGUGAACGCAAAAUUCAUCGAGAUAUUAAAGGAGCCAACAUACUGUUGGAUCGCCAAACAGCGGCGGUGAAAAUUUGUGACUACGGUGUCGCAAAAUCGCUGGCCACCGUCCUAAAAGCCAACACUUUUGUCGGCACACCAUUCUUUAUGGCGCCAGAAGUGAUACAAGGCGACUAUGCUGCCAACGUACUUGUCAGUGAGCACGGCGAUGUGAAAGUGGCCGACUUUGGUGUGGCUGGACAACUGACAGAAACCGUCAAAAAACGCAUCACAUUCGUUGGAUCGCCGUUCUGGAUGGCCCCCGAGCUGAUCAAACAGUCGAGUUAUGACUAUAAGGCUGACAUCUGGUCACUCGGAAUCACGGCCAUCGAGCUAGCCAACGGCGAGCCACCGCACUCGGAUCUUCACCCGAUGCGCGUACUAUUCCUCAUCCCGAAAAACCCGCCGCCCGUGUUACAAGGCAGUCAGUGGUCGAAACCGUUCAAGGAGUUUGUCGAGCUGUGUCUGAAUAAGGAUCCGGAGAAUAGACCAUCUGCCAGUACCCUUCUGAAGCAUCAAUUCAUAAAACGAGCCAAGAAGAAUAGUAUUUUGGUGGAUUUGAUUGAGAGAGCAGCGGAGUAUAGAUCGAGAACGGGCGUCUCCAGCGACAGUGAUCUUGACGAGGACUCGGACGGCGGUGGUGGAACGAGCAAGUGGGAUUAUCCGACGGUGCGGGGACCGCGUGGCGCCGUCGCCCCCAACCAUGAUGAUGAUGGAACGGUGCGGCAGAGGACGGAUAGACCGAGGCCGCCGGUUGGGAGACGAUCACCGAGUGGAUCACCGGGUGGAACGAUUGUUAGGGGAAACCCACAAGUCGCCGCUGUCGCCGAUCAACUUCGAAACGCCUCGAUCAGCUCAUCUGGCUACGGAUCCGGUGGCAACAACUCGUCAUCUGCAUACACGUCAUCUAUGACUCCACAAGCACACACAGCGUCAUCUGGAGGCGCGACGACGAUCACUCUCGGAAGUCCGAAUACUAGUCCGACGGCAACACUCGCAAGAACUCAAUCGAUGGUCUCACCACCCAACGGACAACGAGCUGGUUCGGCGAAUUCUUGGGAUUUAGAGCGAGGAAAUCGUCCGUCGAGCGAGCGACUUACCACUCAAACGUCGCCGUCGAAAUAUCAACAGAAUCGAGGAAGUAACGGAGUUCAAGGUGGAAGUGGCGGUCGACGAGAGUACACGAAUGGUGGUGGACUCAAUGGACAUCAGAAUCCAAUGGAAUACUCGGAUAGAGGAGGACGUGGAGGAUCCGGCGGUCGAACGGAUUAUCCUCGUGAUAGUCAUGUGCCGACGUCUUCACAGGAGAAUCUCCUCCACGGAAGAAUGUAUGGAUACGGAGCACCGCCACCACCACCGUCACGAGAGGCUCAGCGAGUGAAAGGAGCACUUGACUGUAGUCUCCUACCGGCGAUUGAACAUUUGUCACGGACACGUCACGCGACGGCGGCACUCGACCAGUUGAGACAUGUAUUCAGAGAGGCGGAGGACUCGUGUCCCGGCAUUUGUAACGAGUUGAUUGAGGAGUUGAUGAAGAGAAUCGCGGUGCCACAGGUUAGCCAAUCCGAUCUGGAAGCAGCGAUUCGUCGACUGACAACACCGCCGUCUUGA
Caenorhabditis remanei is the source of this 2517-nucleotide messenger RNA. RefSeq lists its product as uncharacterized. Lineage: Eukaryota; Metazoa; Nematoda; Chromadorea; Rhabditida; Rhabditidae. Gene Ontology annotation, molecular function: ATP binding; protein kinase activity. Gene Ontology annotation, biological process: protein phosphorylation. The transcript is spliced from 11 exons. The coding region runs from base 1 to 2517 and encodes 838 amino acids. The record is from RefSeq and is a predicted model, not a curated record.